UUCUUUAAGGGUUUUCAGUACAAGUAGUGUUAUUGGGAUGAUUCGUUAAGUUUUUUAACGUAGAAUUUGAACUCGGACAGUACCAGUAUGAGAACAUGUACUUUGAUUUUCCAGUGCUCUGUCAUAAUAGUCAUAAGAUUUAGGAAAGAAAAUCUGUAUCGUAUACUACUUUGUAAAAUAAAGUGCUUCUAAUACAUUUCAGGCACAGUGAAUUUGAACGCAUUUUUAAAUAAUUCAAAAGAUACCUUUUGUGUUUGACGUGCGCUCAGUGAUCGUAAUUCACACCAGACAUCAUUGGUGGCCUACUGAUUCGUUUAUAUUUCGUGCUGGCUACACGGUCGGUAGGGAUGACACCUGUGCCUUCGUUUAAGUAACGUUUCCAUAUUUGAAGAAACAUGAGCCAUCCAUAUUUUAUAUUGCCUAAGAAGACACCACAGUCAAAGUUGCAGAUAAGGAGGACAUUGUACUCGGGCUGACUGGCGAAACAGUCGGUCUGCCACCGUACUGCAUGACUAUGAAAUGAAUCGUGGCUAUUCCAAUGGAACGUUUGGUGGUCAGGCACUGAGAUCGAUUAAUUCAUAUUUCGCGUCUGAACGUGUAACAUUUGGUGAUCCAACCGAAAGGUCGUUUGGGUCAUAUGGUUCGUCUGAACGUGAAUAUUCGAGUGGGCCAUCCCAAAGAUCGUUUGGGUCAUAUGGAUUGUCUGAACAGGGAAGUUCUGGUGGUCCAUCCCAAAGACUGUUUGAUUCAUACAACUGGUCUGAGCUGGGAAACAGUGGUGGCGCUACCCAAAGAAAGACACUUCACAGUUACGACUCUGAUCAAGGAAAUGCUGCUCAUCCAACACAAAGAUUUCUCAGUUCAUACAGCUUGUCUGAACGGGAGAAUGCUGACAGGUUUGGACGCAGCGAGUCUUACAGAUCUGGGUCUGAUAAUGGUGGCUUUGGAGGUUUUGAUAACGAAUAUGACAACUCCUUCCAGAAUAACCUUGACUCUCAUGGAGUUGCUAGAAGCCUGAGUCGUACUGAUCAUGGCAGGUCUAACUUGGAACCUUCUUACCCAGGUUCAAAGUCAAGAGCUGGGUUUAGGGAUGAGGGAAGAGACGGUUACUCUUCCUACUGCACAUUUUCUUCACCCCACAUGAUGCCUGCACCUGUAGGCUCUCGGGGGAGAGAAAGUAGAAUUUACGGUCUGGGAGGACCAACGGCAUUCAGAGGCAGAGGGCAAAUGGGAGACUUCAGGACACCUAGACCUGGAGUAUAUCAGGACCAGAUGACUAUUAGGGGAGUAAAGAGGGAGAUAAACGCACCCUACAGACCAAAUACAUUUAACAAGAAACAAAAACUGACUAAACCUUUUGUACCAUUUAUAAAGAAACCAGGGAAUAGUGAUAGCGCAAACAAAGAGGAGAAAAGAAAACUUGAGACUAAACUUGAAGCCAAAAGAGAGAAGCAAAGACGCAGACGGGAGAAGUAUAAUUCUAAAUGUGGUGGACAAAGGGUAGUAUACGCUUGCUCCUUCUGUAAAUUCCUGACAUCUGAUGAGAAGGAAAUGGAAGACCACCUCGAAGGCUCUUAUCACCAGGAAACGCUGGAAAAUAUUCGCAAGGAUGCCAAUUUAGAUGAAGUAGUCAUUCGUUUCUUACAUGAAUCUAUUGUACAUAAGUUUAAGAGGAAUUUAAAACACAAACUACGGUGGCUCGCUACAGACCCACAGCAAACUUCAGUGCAAACACAAAAGCACGUAAUGGAAGCUGUAACGGAAGACGACUACAUGAGGAGAGCUACCAUGGUUCACUGCAUUGCAUGUGAUGCCUACAUUCCUGCUACCAAGCUCUCUGCACAGGAACAUUUGAAAUCCACCAUGCAUCUGACAAAGAAAGUGGAGUAUAAGGAGCAAUUGAAAAGGGAGCGUGUUUUAGUGGCUACCAGCUUGCUGAACAAUCCAACAGUAAAAGAACGUUAUCAAAGGUUUGUUAAGGGCGAGAAUCCUUUUGAAAUCACAGAAGAUGGAGCACAGAGUAAUGAUGCUGAACUAAAUCACCCGACUGAUGACCAGGCUUCUGCUGAAACUGUAACUGAGAUUAAUUGAACAUAAUGAACACCUUGACGAGAAGCAAACCUUGGUCUUUUAAAUGCUUUGAAAAAGCCAACUCUUCACUGUAAAUAUAAUAAUACAGACACAGCAGCAGAAAUCUGCUUUUUUCCCCCCAGUGUACUUACUGUCUAUCUUCUAGUCUGUUCCGCCACACACAGAUAAGGAUUUUACUUUGUAGUUAACCAUCAGUUGCAAAACUACUCGUACUUAAACAGAAUCUCCUGCUACUAUGCUUAUUGUUACUGUUUUAUCUAACUGGUUUUGUACCUGUAUUGUUAACACCAUUCUCUCAUUGUGAACAGAACACAUUUUGUAAUGAUAUUUUGCUAUUUUAAACGGGAGCAUUGCAUGGUUAUGUCAUACAUUUGAAUUUUUUUAUUUCAGUUCUGUAAAAAUUAAAAUGUUCAGCUUCAUUAGAAACAUUGUCUUUUUAUAUGAAUAACUCUGGACAAUAAAAAAACAUAAGUAGG
Molecule: messenger RNA, 2567 nt
Organism: Polyodon spathula (Mississippi paddlefish)
Lineage: Eukaryota; Metazoa; Chordata; Actinopteri; Acipenseriformes; Polyodontidae
Product: DBIRD complex subunit ZNF326-like
Exons: 10
Coding region: 520-2091 (523 amino acids)
Biological process (GO): regulation of DNA-templated transcription elongation
Cellular component (GO): nucleus; DBIRD complex
Molecular function (GO): DNA binding
Source: RefSeq, a predicted model, not a curated record